AUGUUGUCUCGUUACAAUCGUUUUGGAGAUCCAUUUUUCGAUGAUCCCUUCUUCAGCACCUCUCUCAUGCGUCCAUGGACAGGUUUUGGAGGUGAUUUAAUGGGCACCAGUGGCACCAUGAUGAACACCUUCAAUCCAGCCACAGACAUCUCAGAGACAGAUAAAGCUAUUUGCCUGAGAUCAAAUCUACCUGGCUUGAGAAAGGAAGAUAUUCGUAUUGAUGUGGAUGAUCAGAAUAGAACAUUGACCUUCUCUGGUGAAACUCAUUCUGAAAAGACCGAUGAGAAUGAAGUCUAUCAUAGAACAGAGAGAUCAUGGGGUAAAUUCUCGAGAACAUUCCGUCUUCCACAAAAUGUUGAUUUGGAUAAUAUUAAGGCAAAUAUGGACAAUGGAGUGUUGAAGAUUAAUAUUCCAAAAAUGGAGCAACAACAACAAAAACAAACUCGUUCCAUUGGGGUCGAGUAA
This is a messenger RNA of Naegleria fowleri, 465 nucleotides long. RefSeq lists its product as uncharacterized. The record is from RefSeq and is a predicted model, not a curated record. Gene Ontology annotation, biological process: response to salt stress; protein folding; response to hydrogen peroxide. The transcript has a single exon. NCBI's taxonomy places the organism in Eukaryota, Heterolobosea, Eutetramitea, Acrasida, Naegleriidae. The coding region runs from base 1 to 465 and encodes 154 amino acids.